Polistes canadensis is the source of this 789-nucleotide messenger RNA. RefSeq names its product cx9C motif-containing protein 4. The record is from RefSeq and is a predicted model, not a curated record. The transcript is spliced from 3 exons. Lineage: Eukaryota; Metazoa; Arthropoda; Insecta; Hymenoptera; Vespidae. The coding region runs from base 142 to 354 and encodes 70 amino acids. Gene Ontology annotation, cellular component: mitochondrial intermembrane space.
GUAUGUUCCGUUAUUAUGGCUAACCUGCCUGAGAAAUAUUUUAACCUUAUUCUGAUCACGCCGAUACGUUUGGAACUAUACUGGUGAAUUAAAAAACGAAUAAUAAAUGAAGAAGUCAAUUAAAAAAGUUUAUAUUUCUGAAUGACGACGACUGAUCCGUGUAAAAUACUUGCAUGUAAAUUGCAAAAGUGUUUAAAAGAAAACGUAUAUCAAACUUCUCGUUGUGAAAAUAUUUUAGAAGAUAUACGACAAUGUUGCAUCAAGCAUGCUGCAAAUUCCAUUGUAUGUGAUGGAAUAGAUAGAUCCAAACCGUAUGAACAUAAUACUGUUGAUUACAAGAAAGUCAUUAGAUAAAAUAUGAAACGUAAAAUAAAUAUUUUUCAUCGGUAUCCGUUUCCUUUUAUUUGUAUAGGAACUAUAUUUUCAUUAUCGGUUAUAUAUAGUAGACUUGUCUAUGAUAUGUUCAGAUCUUAUUCAAAGGAGGAAAUUGCUGCAUAUGAGUUAAAAAAACAAGAGUUAAAAGAGCGUAUUAAACGUAUGAAAUUAAAAACCGAAUAAAAUGGAAGCUGUAAAAAGUGCAAAAGAUAGAUUUAAAAAAUAUCCUUUAUUAAUAGCACAAUGCGAAGAGACUGCGAAACAGUAUGCUAUGUGUGUGUUAGAAAAAAAGACUCUUCGUAAAGACGACUGUAAUGCAGAGUUUGCCCGUUUUAAAGCGUGCAUUGUAAAAGCAGCUGCUAGUAAAAAUACAAGAUUAUAAAAAAUGAAUAAUAAUUGAAAACUUGUAUAUCU